ACCUGGCCAUUGCCUUGUCCGGGAGCCCGCCCGCGCUGCCGGGAGCCCAAGACUCACUUCCGGCCGCGUCCCGGAAGCCGCGCGCAGAGCCAGCGUGUUUCCCCUCCACCUGACCCCUGCUCACCAGGGCAGUCGUGUUUCACUCACCUUACACCUGCCAGCCUACGACUGAGCUGCCCAGGAGGCAUGAGCACUUCCAAGCUCUAUACCUUAGUGCUGGUGCUGCAGCCCCAGCGGGUCCUCCUGGGCAUGAAGAAGCGGGGCUUCGGCAUGGGCCGCUGGAAUGGCUUUGGGGGGGAAGUGAAAGAAGGAGAGACCAUCGAGGAUGGGGCCAGAAGGGGGCUGCAGGAAGAGAGUGGUCUGACAGCAGAGAUUCUGCACAAAGUGGGGAAAAUUGUGUUUGAGUUCGUGGGGGCCCCCGGGCAAAUGGAAGUGCAUAUCUUCUAUACAGACAGCGUACAGGGGACACCUGUGGAGAGUGAUGAAAUGCGACCUCAGUGGUUCGCCCAGGACCAAAUCCCCUUCCGUGACAUGUGGCCCGAUGACAGCUACUGGUUCCCGCUCCUGUUCCAGAGGAAGAAGUUCUGCGGCUACUUCAAGUUCCAGGACCAGGACACUAUCCUGGACUAUUCGCUACGUGAGGUGGACCACGUUUAGCGCUGAGCCUACUGGUGGCCAGGAGAGGGCGCCUUGGCAGCAGCUCUCCUGUCCACAUGCUCACAAGGCCAGCCUCAUGAGGUGUCAGAGGUGAUGGAUGCAAGGGAGGGCCUUCAGCAGUGUGGCUUGUCCUGUCCCCAGGGAGCUGCCUGUCGUGCCGCUGUCACACAGACACUGGACAGAGGUGGGAGGGACUGGGUAAAGGAGGGCCUGCCAUAUGAUCUAGUGUCCUUUUAUUGCCACCCCACACUUUGUGAUUCCUACCCUUUCCCAGUGGGGAAACAGAGACAAACAAGAGUCAAAAGCCAUGGGGCUGGGAAGGUGGCUCAGUGGUAGAGCGCUUGUCUAGCUUGCAUGAGACCCUGGGUUCGAUUCCUCAGC
Molecule: messenger RNA, 1038 nt
Organism: Dipodomys spectabilis (banner-tailed kangaroo rat)
Lineage: Eukaryota; Metazoa; Chordata; Mammalia; Rodentia; Heteromyidae
Product: 7,8-dihydro-8-oxoguanine triphosphatase-like
Exons: 4
Coding region: 187-657 (156 amino acids)
Biological process (GO): DNA protection
Molecular function (GO): 8-oxo-7,8-dihydroguanosine triphosphate pyrophosphatase activity
Source: RefSeq, a predicted model, not a curated record